Tetranychus urticae (two-spotted spider mite) is the source of this 2482-nucleotide messenger RNA. RefSeq names its product ubiquitin carboxyl-terminal hydrolase calypso (gene caly). Gene Ontology annotation, molecular function: cysteine-type deubiquitinase activity. Gene Ontology annotation, biological process: protein deubiquitination; ubiquitin-dependent protein catabolic process. Gene Ontology annotation, cellular component: cytoplasm. NCBI's taxonomy places the organism in Eukaryota, Metazoa, Arthropoda, Arachnida, Trombidiformes, Tetranychidae. The record is from RefSeq and is a predicted model, not a curated record.
AGAAAGUGUUUGAUUUUCCUUUAAAAUGUUGAGCUUUUAUAAUAGCAAGAAUUAUGCACUUUAAUUACUUCUCCACCCCUUUUCAGAUAAUUUUUCAGUUUUUUCCCAAAGAUUAAUCAACAAAAUUCCAACAAUGAUAUAGUUUACAGGAUUAUCAAGAAAAUUAAUGUAACCGCUUUCUAGUUGUUGCAAGUCAGACUAAAAGAUGGCGUGUAGUACGUAUAUGUUUGUUUUGUUAUUGUAUUUUGAGAUAACCUGAUUUGGUUAAAAUGGUUAAUCCUGAAAGUUAAUGUUUGAUGUUAAUUAUCAUAAAGUGACGUUUAUCUAGGAUUCUAAAACAAAUUAAACGAUUCUUUGAUCUCAGUGAAAUCUUAUUUUCUAUAUUGUUUAUGUGAUAUGACUUUUAAUAUUAUUGGUUCCAUUGGUAUGUCUUUUAUCCAUGGAUUGUUGUUUAGUUGAUUUGUUGUAAUGGAUUUUCAUUAUUUGAACGAUGGAUGGCUCGAAUUGGAAUCCGAUCCUGGAUUGUUUACCCUGCUUAUUGAGGAUUUCGGCUGCAAGCAUGUACAAGUGGAAGAAAUUUAUGAUCUACAGAAACCAAAUUUAAUAGACGGACCAGUUUAUGGAUUCAUUUUUUUAUUCAAAUGGAUUGAAGAACGCCGUUCUCGCUCUCGCCACCAUUCCUUCCAUAGUAGCUCUAACAAUGCUUCAAGUGCAGGAUCAUCCACCGUCUCAGAUAAUCCGUCUUCAUCGGAUCCCAAUGCUCAUAAACCAUUAUUUAUUGAAGAUGCAAAUGUAGUCAGCUCAAUGUUUUUUGCCCACCAAAUCAUUCCCAAUUCCUGUGCCACUCAUGCCAUCCUUAGUGUGCUAUUGAAUUGUCCAGCUAUAGAUUUGGGACCGGUUUUAACCAGAUUAAAAGAUCAUACCAAAAAUAUGAGUCCAGAGAAUAAAGGUUACUCAAUCAGUAAUACACCAGAGUUGUGUAAAGCUCAUAAUUCGCAUGCUUCUCAUCAAGAAAGAAUAGAAAAAAAAGUUUCAUAUUCAUCCAGAGUUAAUAAUUCUCUUCAAAGAGGUUCAUCUUAUGAUUCAUUUCAUUUCGUCAGCUAUGUGCCGAUUAAUGGUCAUCUUUACGAACUUGAUGGAUUAAAAAAAUAUCCAGUUGACCAUGGACCCGUUGACAAGGAUGAAGAAUGGUCUGAGAAAUUCAGAAGAGUGAUAACACAGAGGUUAGCUGAGGAAACUCAAUCCAACCGAUUUUCAGAUAGUCAAUCCCCUCAACAUGAUAUUCGUUAUAAUUUAAUGGCAGUAGUUCCCGAUAAAAGAGCAACUUACUUUAACAAGCUCAAUAUUUUAAAAUCAAAUAGAAAUAUUGUUCUUGAAGCCUUAGAAAAAAUAAUGAGACCGACUCGUUUGCCCGAACCUUUUGAUUAUCACAACUAUUCAAAAUAUCCGUCGACUAUCGAAUACAAUUCAUUGCACAUUUCUCAAAUGAUUUCAUCGGAUGGUUUGGUCAAUGGUCACACUUCUUGUGAAGGCCUCAUUGAUGCUAAAUUGCUAAAUUCUGACGUGCCUUUACAAAAUAGUGAACCUUCAGGAGAUAGUUUAUCAGUCGAUCCUUCAGUAGAAUCUGAAAAAACUUCAAACUGUUUAAAAAACACAAACGACAAAGACGAGAUCUAUGAUUUCGAUACAAACAAACCAAAUAAUUUAUUUUAUUUCAAAAUGAUUGGAGAUAAUAAGGCUGAUCCUCAAACCAGAAAAAUAUUUGAAAAAAUGAUUAUAACCAAAGAACCUUCCACACCAAACGCAAAGCCCUAUGGACCAAGAAAUUUGAUUGAUUUGUCAAAGCUUCUUAAUGCCGAAAUCAGUGAAUGUGAACAAAAUUUGUGGGAGGAAUUAGAAAAGCGAAAGAAAUAUCGUAUCGAUGAUUCUCGCCGGAUUCACAACUAUGAUGAGUUCAUAAACACUUUUCUUCUCAUGUUGGCUGAACAGAAAAAGUUGCCUGAUCUUCUGGAGAAAGCGCUUUUUGGAGGUAGCUACACAAUAAAUGAAGUCAACGAUAUAUCUCAAGAUGACGCUCACUCUCCGUCUGCGUUUCUCACAGAAGUCGCCACUUCGUUUGACAAAAUUAAUAAAAAUGAUAAAGCUAGAUUAAGGCAAGGUCAAAGUGGUGCAAGUAAAAAGAAGAAAAAGCCAUCUGAAUUUCCAGCUAAUAAUCGUAAUCGACCUGAAAGAUCACGAUCUAAAAAUUGACGAAACAUUCUUUAUGUUAUGUUUAAAAUGUAAUAUCCUAAUUAUUUAUCUCAGCUUUUCACUCUAAUUUAUCGUCAAAUGCAUCCAUUUUUUGAAUUACUGUUUCAAUGUAUCUAAAAAUUGUAAGUAUAUUUUAUAAUUUUUAUUAGACAGUUUCAUUCUGUCACAAAAAUGUCAAUUAAAAUAAUAAUCAAUUAACUUAAAUCAAAUAAAAUUGGCACAUAACACGUAA